AGUGAAUCGUGGUAACUGUGUAUAAGCAUCGAUGGAAGCAUCUAGAGAUGAUGCAAUUCUACUGAACAUGAUGAUCAAAAUUAGUAAUUACCGGUGGACCUCUCUCAAUGGGUAUAAAUAAGUACGUGCCCUUGUGCAGGAAAUACUCAACACAACUCACGGUUAGCCAUUCCACGACCCUAAUCCAUAAAUACCCUCAUAGCUUGAGCGCCAGCUUCACCAACAUCAAACAUCACCCUCCACUCAACACACAGCCAACUUCAGUCUACACAGUAUGACGGUCAAGAAGGUCUUCGGCGGCGCUUCUAUCGGGGACUGGGGAUUUUCAGAGAAGGAUGACGUCGACCAAUUGUUCGCCUUUCUCAAAAACGCUGGUGUCAAGGAGGUUGACACAGCCAUCAUCUACCCGAAGUCAGAAGAAAAGAUCGGGAGGAGUAUUACCGGUUAUGAAGACUUGUUGAUCUCCACCAAACUGCCUGGCGGUUUCCAACCGGGCACGUUGACAAAGGACAACAUCCUCAAAGCUGCCCAAAACUCUCUCGACAGUGCGCGCGUCAAGCAAUUCGAUGUAUUGUACAUCCAUGCUCCAGACCCGUCAGCCGAUCUCAAUGAAGCACUGGAUGCAAUCAACGAGCUCUACAAGAAGGGUAUCUUCGUUCGCUUCGGACUCUCCAACUUCACCGCGGAGCAGGUGCAGGAGGUAUACGACAUCGCAAAGAGCAAGGGGUACGUGCUUCCGACCGUAUACCAAGGCAACUACAAUCCGAUAGCAAGGAAACUGGAGACUUUGCUCUUUCCUACACUGCGGAAACUUGGUAUCGCCUUCUAUGCUUACUCCCCGUUGGCGGGAGGCUUCUUGGCCAAGACGAAGGAGCAGAUCGAGGCAGGCGAGGGUCGCUUCAAUGAGAACGCCCUCGGGGGCAUGUAUUUGAAGUUGUACAAACGGCCAGCUUACCUCGAGGCGCUAUCUGAAUGGAAUAACAUUGCGGAGGCAGAGGGGGUGAGCAAAGCUGAGCUGGCGUAUCGGUGGGUUGCAUAUCAUGGGGCGUUGAAAGAGGAGCUCGGAGACGCCGUCAUCUUCGCUGGUAGGAACUUCGAGCAAGUUGAGCAGACCGCCAAGUAUCUGGACAAUGGGCCACUGAGCAAGGAAUCUGCGCAGAGGAUCGAGGAAAUUUGGGCGAAGGUGGAGCCGGAGGCGGUAAUCGAUAACUACCAUGGGUGAUAGGCGCAGGUGUAUUAUACCGAAGUAGUCUUACAUGGAUGUCAGUCAAUAGCUUAAUCCUGAGAGGAUGACUUCAUUUAUGCCAGGCAGUUUCCCUAGAGUUUCAAGAGCGAGG
Westerdykella ornata is the source of this 1337-nucleotide messenger RNA. Its product is annotated as aldehyde reductase. The record is from RefSeq and is a predicted model, not a curated record. Lineage: Eukaryota; Fungi; Ascomycota; Dothideomycetes; Pleosporales; Sporormiaceae. The coding region runs from base 275 to 1222 and encodes 315 amino acids. The transcript has a single exon.